AUGGUAUUCAUUCACCCAACCCAAGACAACACCCAUAACCUUCGAAGACUAGAAAAUCCUCAGAUGUCAGGCAGAGCUCGAAGGUACAUGAGUAAGCGAGAUCGCGCGUGUGACUCCUGUCGGGCGAAGAAAGCAGCCUGUCGCAUUGAUCGAUCGCCUCCUUGUUAUCUUUGCACACUUCAUAGGAAAGAGUGCACAUUCAUGCAGCCAACGGCAAGGACGCGGCAACCGUUUUCCAAUGCAAUCUGUCCCGACUUCUCAGAAGAUGAGUUAGACCCGCGCUCAAGGUUGCACGAGGUUCCGCCAGUUGGCGACUCGGCUGAUGAUAUUUUGAUGGCAAUUGAUGAUGGUGAAAACAAUCCAGUUGCCGGUAUGUCAGAAGAAUUUACCGGUCUUUUUGACCGGUCCGAAGCUUCAAUAGCAGGUGUAUUUGACGAUGGGACGUGGGAAACUGGAUUUAGUCCAGGGAAUUUCUUUCACACGUCCCCACAGUUGGCAAGAGUUCGACAUUCGGCCGAUGAGGAAUCACCACAAGCUACUUGUCCAGCAGUGCCCACAGAAAGGGAUGGCCCCUCAGUUUGUCUUGACACUCAAGGUUCAAUGACAGCACAAUUGCUCGGCAGCACUGGCGACAUGGACCCUUUACUGAUCAGUCGGUACCAGUACAAUACAUCUGAGGCUUUUCAUUUCAAAAAUCUCAGUAUCCAAUCCGUAUCGUCAGGCUCCAACCCAAUCCAGUUUUUAAUGUCAAAACCAUCAAUAUUCGGUGCCAGCAGGGAAGAAAAUGGAUGCGACAGCGUUUCGACGCUUGAAUUGAGGCAGAAACUCGAAUCCUUGGUACCAGCAGGUAUUGGCCUCAGACUUAUCAGUCUAUUCGAUAGGAUCGUCAUACCAGAAUAUCCUAUGCUCCUUCCACCAGGUCAACUAAAUCCCAAGACCACCCCGCCAUACCUCCUUGCAAGCGCAUAUCUAAUAGUCGAGCCCUUCACUAAAUUUGACGAAAAACUAUGCAUUGAUCUCGCAUACGAUAAGCCAUCGGCAGUCGCACUUCAUCAAAUUAUAAACGAAGCGAUUCCAUAUGAAAUGCAUGCACCGAAGCUAUGUAUCAUACAGACAUUGCUUACUUUGGUCAUUCGACCUUACCCGAACCCAAUUGUGUUAGAUAGUGGCUUCAAAUGGUCACAGCUCGCUGCUCUUAUUGCUUGCGCUCACACCCUCGGGCUGCAUUUGGACCCAAGAUCUUGGCAAAUAUCCUCAUGGGAAAUAUUUCGGAGACGGUGCUUGUCUUGUCUCAUUUAUUCGACAGACAAGUGGCUUGCUUUGAGUCUUGGGCGUCCAGCUUUGCUGCAUUAUGAUAACUGGCUUGUGACAAGUCUUAGCCAAAACGAUUAUUCUAUUAGCAGCCUUGACCCUUUAGCUUGGUCAAAAAUUAUGAAGCGAGCGGAACUCGACUCUCUGCUUGACCGCGUCCUAACCCAAUUAUAUUCUCCUCGUUCCAUCAACGCGUUGUGUGCCGAUUUUCGGAAGACCGUCGCAAUAACUGGUCCAUUACUUCAGGAUCUCCAUUUGUGGCAUGGACAAGCAUCCGCACCAUCGAGCCAUUCCCGACCAUCAGACCAAGGCAGACCAGUGGGGCUAGAGAGGACGCUUGAAAUGAACUACCAUUAUAUUCAUUUAAGCAUUUGCAGGGCUGCCCUCAGACCAUUUAUGCAGCCGACUAUUGAAAGGUCGAAUGAUACAGAGUAUGUGAUGGCACGUGAACAGGCGCGGAUCCGAGCAGAAGUUUGCAUCUCGGCAGCGGUUGACUAUAUUCACGAUUUAAAGCCUGAGGACCUUGAAACUGCAUGGCCAGCCUGGAGUGCGACCGCAUUCUCAUCCAUAUGUUUCCAGAUACUCGAAAUGGCCGCGAGCUCCGUUGAUUGCAAGGAGGCAGAUAAGUGGGUGGCUUGUCUCCGUGACGUGCGCCGGGACAUGCGCCUGAAGGCCGAUUUCCUACCUUGCCUUCAUCUUGGCCUUCUGCGGAUUGACUCUAUAUUUUGGAAGGGGGUGGAGAAUGUGUUGCAUCUGGAAGAGCAUGUUCGGCAAGCCUUUGCAUCGUGAUCUAGCAUACUACGUCGGCCUUUUGGCAUAGCUGGUCGGUCAAGUGAUCACUCACCCACUACCGCUAGAUGAAC
Messenger RNA from Penicillium canescens, 2174 nucleotides. RefSeq lists its product as uncharacterized. Gene Ontology annotation, cellular component: nucleus. NCBI's taxonomy places the organism in Eukaryota, Fungi, Ascomycota, Eurotiomycetes, Eurotiales, Aspergillaceae. The coding region runs from base 1 to 2100 and encodes 699 amino acids. The record is from RefSeq and is a predicted model, not a curated record. Gene Ontology annotation, molecular function: zinc ion binding; DNA-binding transcription factor activity, RNA polymerase II-specific; DNA binding. The transcript is spliced from 2 exons. Gene Ontology annotation, biological process: DNA-templated transcription.